Messenger RNA from Cuscuta epithymum, 4109 nucleotides. Lineage: Eukaryota; Viridiplantae; Streptophyta; Magnoliopsida; Solanales; Convolvulaceae. The record is from the annotation of a GenBank genome assembly.
CGUACGGACGAGAUGAUUCCAUUUCGAUACCAAAACGGCUUCGUCAUCAUUGCUCCACCUCUGAGUUACGUGGCUACGUGCUAUGGCGAUGAGCUCUGAGAAAGAAAUAUUUUUGAGGGAGUUCUGCGAGGAUUACGGUUAUCCUAAUGCCCCUAAAAAUAUAGAUCAGAUUAGAGCUACCGAGUUCAAGCGUUUGAAAGGUACUGUGUACUUGGAUCAUGCAGGAGCUACUCUCCAUUCGGAAUCUCAAAUGGAAGAAGUUUUCAAAGAGCUGAAUUCUACUGUUUAUGGAAAUCCUCAUAGCCAAAGCAGCUGCAGCAUGAGUAGUAAUGACCGUGUUCAAGAAGCACGUCAGCAGGUACUUGAAUUCUUUAAUGCACCCCCCUUAGAGUAUAGCUGUAUAUUCACUUCUGGAGCAACAGCAGCUUUGAAACUUGUUGGAGAGACCUUUCCCUGGUGCAGUGAGAGCAGUUUCAUGUAUACAAUCGAAAAUCAUAAUAGUGUUCUUGGGAUUAGAGAAUAUGCACUUAAUAAAGGAGCUACGGUAUUUGCUGUAGAUGCUAGAGAUAAUGAUAAUUCACAAAGCAAUCAAUCUACCUUUAAGAUUUCACACCGCCCGAUACAAAGAAGGUUUGAAGCUGAACUGCUAGAAGAAGGAUCGACAGAAAAGGUUUACAACUUAUUUGCGUUUCCGUCAGAGUGCAACUUUUCGGGUAGAAGGUUCAACCUUGAUUUGGUGAACUUUGUGAAGGAAGAUUACGAUGAUAUCUUUGGAAGCUCUCUGCCUCAUAGAGGCAAGUGGCUUGUUCUGAUUGAUGCUGCCAAAGGAUGCGCGACAGACCCACCAGAUUUAAACAAAUACAGGGCAGACUUUGUUGUCAUGUCGUUUUAUAAGAUGUUUGGAUACCCAACUGGCCUUGGUGCGCUAAUUGUUAGAAAUGAGGUUGCAAAGCUACUAAGAAAGACCUACUUCAGUGGAGGCACAGUUGCUGCUGCUAUCGCUGACACUGACUUCUUCAAAAGAAGAGAAGGCGUGGAGGAGUUCUUUGAGGAUGGAACAGUAUCGUUUUUAAGCAUAUCUUCAAUUCUGCAUGGAUUCAGAGCACUCAGUGCUUUGACUGUAACUUCUAUAUCUCGGCAUACAACAUCCUUGGCAACCUAUGUGAGGAGAGAACUCUUAGCUUUGAGACAUGAAAAUGGACAUUAUGCUUGCACAAUUUAUGGAGUGAAAACUCCACAGAUGUUACCUAGUAAUGUGGGCCCGAUAGUUUCCUUCAAUCUAAAGAGACCAGAUGGGACAUGGUAUGGCUAUCGUGAAGUGGAAAAUUUGGCAUCCUUAGCCGGAAUUCAGCUACGGACAGGAUGCUUUUGCAAUCCAGGUGCCUGUGCAAAGUACCUUGGUUUAUCACAUUUGGAUCUUCUGUCAAAUAUUGAGGCUGGGCAUGCUUGCUGGGAUGACCAAGACGUUUUAAAUGGAAAACCAACUGGUGCUGUCAGAGUAUCCUUUGGUUACAUGUCAACAUUUGAAGAUGCCAGGAAAUUUAUGGAAUUCAUUGAAAGGUCCUUCGUGUCAAUUCAUUGCAGAGGAGGUGUUAUGAGUGCAAGAUCUUUAUUCCCUUCAAUCAAAGGAACUGAAAAGAUCACCACUCUGCACUUCCUCAGAUCUAUUAUGGUCUAUCCAAUAAAGGCAUGUUCAGGUUUUAGUCGUGAUGACUGGCCUCUGACAAACACAGGGCUACUGCAUGACCGAGAAUGGCUUCUAAGGAGUGCCAGUGGUGAAGUCCUCACACAAAAGAAGAUUCCAGAAAUGUGUCUUAUCAAAACAUCCAUUGAUCUCGAGCUGGGUGUACUGUUUGUUGAGUCUCCUCGUUGCACAGAAAAACUGCAGAUUAAUCUUGAGUACAAUUCGAACGAUGCAGUGCAAGGAGAAAUAGAUGUAAGAACUCAAAGGCACAAAGUCCAAAGUUAUGUCAUUGAAGUGAACAGUUGGUUCAGUGUUGCUGUCGGUCAAGCUUGCACUCUGCUACGAAAUUCUGGUGCCCCGAGAGGCAACUGCUCUAAGGGCAGGGGGAACUAUAACACAGGGAGUUGCAAUGAUAAUCAAGCCAAGUUGAAUUUUGUUAAUGAGGCCCAAUUUUUGAUGGUUUCUGAGGAAAGCGUUGCUGAUUUAAACAACAGGUUACGCUCAAGCGCUGAUGCAAAGGUGGUUGAAGUAAGUACGAUGAGAUUCCGACCCAACCUUGUCAUAUCCGGGGGCGAACCAUAUGCAGAAGAUGGAUGGAAGAGCCUUGAGAUAGGAGGCAAAAUAUUUACAUCCUUUGGUGGAUGCAGCCGGUGCCAAGUGAUUAACAUAAAUUCACACGGAGGUGAAAAGCUGCAAAGGUCGAAUGAACCUUUGGCUACUUUAGCAGCAUACAGGAGAGUUAAGGGGAAGAUACUAUUUGGGAUAUUGCUGAGAUAUGAAGGUGCUGGGAAGGAUUCAGAUCCGUGGCUCCAUGUAGGCGAACAAAUAUUUCCAAAUGGUUAUUUGCUCACAUAACAGCAAGUCUGUGGAUGUUAUGGGGAGUGGGGGACUUUGAAUGUUGUUUGCUUGAAUAGCAGAAAUAUCUGGAGCUUCUAAAAAAGGCAGUAAUGUUCAAGUGUCAUCUCGGUUCUUUUGCUAUAUCAAUUUAGCAAGGAAAAAUAUACCACGUUAUAUUUAGAAGUUUUUGUAUUUGACUUAUUUGCAUUAUUUUAAAGAUAUACCUAAAUAGGUGUGUGAUUGAAGGGAAGAUCCCACAUCUAGUAAACAUGUUGAGGAUAGAACUAAAUAUAUUUUUAUUUACUCGUCGCCUCGUCGGUAGUGGUGUGGACAGUUGGAAGAUGGACAAUAUGUGUUUUUACACAUAUUGUCCCAGUAAGGAGAAUGCAAAGAUUCAAGAAGAGAACAAUAAUAAUUCAAAAAAGGGUGGCAGUGGGGUGUAAAGAGAGUGAUGUUUCAUCCUAAGUCAUAGUUUAGAGUUGAAUUUGAGAUUUAUCCCUUGUGUUACUUUCUUCCUAUCAGGUGAGCUAUGCCCCAUAAAAUAAUAACAAUUAAUAACUUUAUAAAUGGAGGUAGUCAAGUAUUCAAAAACAAAUAUUGGUAGUUUUACAACCUUGGAUACAAGGAUAACUUGAAAGAGUUGUUAUUUAUUGCGUAGCAUAACUCAUACCUUUAUCCCAAAUGGUAACAUACUCUCAUUUAUGGGUAGACUCGGGCCGGUUGGGGCCUGGGCCCGGCCGGGCCUCGGGCCAGAAAAAUAGGGCCCGAGCCUGAACCGCCGGUGGCCGGUUCCGGUUCCGGGCCGGGCCGGGCCAAACCGGUCCAUAUUUUUUUUUGGUUCUCCUAUUUAACCCCCUACCCCUCCCCCUCAACCCCAAACCACCUCAAAUGGCCCAAAAUACCUAAUCCAACCCAAAACUUAAAAAAAUUUCAAAAAAAAAAAAAAAAAAAUCCGACCCGGACCGGGCCCGAAUCGGCCGGGCCGGUUCACCUAAAGCAGGGCCCGAGCCCGGACCGCCCAUCACCCGGGCCGGGCCAAACCGAACCGCUGGACCCAUCGGGCCCCGGGCCGGGCUGGGCCAAACAGUAACUGGGCCGGGCCAAACAGUAACCGGGCCGGUUCCGGGUUGGGCCGCCCGGCCCGAGUCCACCCCUACUCUCAUUUUUGUCUUUUGAAAACUUAUUGAUAAUACAUAUGUGGUUUUUUCAAAAAAUUGUUGGAAAAAUUCCUAUAUAUGUUCAUCCCAAAUUUUGCUCUUGCCCACCCCGUGCUUGGCAUGGAAUCUGUUCGGCAGUCUUGACCAGUUCAGAAUUGAUAUCGGAUUGGAAUGUGUCCGGUUUCAUGGUUCCUGUUGAGGAUCGAUUCUUUUCCGGCUUAGGUCUCCAACCUUCACAAUAGCUCACACACACCACUCUAAGCUAGACCACAACACAUCUCCAUGUUUUAACUCCAACCACUAAGGUACUUCUCUCACUCUCACAUUAAGGAAGGAGAAGAAGAAGAGCUUUGCUCUAAGGAUAUCUCACGUAGACUGCCCUCACAAGGAAGAAGAGAGCUACAUAAAUAAUAGGCUGGCUAACAAGGGAC